This is a messenger RNA of Hibiscus syriacus, 1613 nucleotides long. Its product is annotated as nucleosome assembly protein 1;2-like. Gene Ontology annotation, cellular component: nucleus; chromatin. The record is from RefSeq and is a predicted model, not a curated record. Gene Ontology annotation, biological process: nucleosome assembly; somatic cell DNA recombination. Lineage: Eukaryota; Viridiplantae; Streptophyta; Magnoliopsida; Malvales; Malvaceae. Gene Ontology annotation, molecular function: chromatin binding; histone binding.
AUUUGGUAACGACACGCCUCUCUCACUCACCCAAACCUCCCCUUUAAAAAUCCCUCUUCUCCCCCUUUUCUCGUAUCUAGGGUUUUAGAUUCCUCUUUUCUUACUAAAAUCAACCUUGUUUCUUUCUCCUUGAAUCAAUUUCUUCAUAAUGAGCAACAACGACGGGAUUAAUUUCAACAUGUCCGGUCUCGGUGAUGCUCUUAACGAGGAUGCUCGAGCUGGUCUUGUUAACGCUCUCAAAAAUAAGCUUCAAAAUCUUGCUGGGGACGAUAUCAUGGAGAGCUUGUCACCGAUUGUCAGGAAGCGUGUGGAUGUUCUUAGAGAGAUCCAGAGCCAACACGAUGAAUUGGAGGCUAAGUUUUUUGAAGAAAGAGCAGCACUUGAAGCAAAAUAUCAGAAACUAUAUCAACCCCUAUAUGCCAAGCGAUAUGAUAUUGUGAAUGGUGUUGCUGAAGUUGAAGGAACAAAAAAUGAAGCAGCCAUGGAAGACCAAGGAGAGGACAAAGAUGCUGAAGAGAAAGGGGUUCCUGACUUUUGGCUUAUUGCAAUGAAGAACAAUGAAGUGCUUGCCGAUGAGAUUACGGAGCGUGACGAGGGAGCUCUCAAAUAUCUCAAAGAUAUUAAGUGGUUUAGGGUAGAUGAACCUAAAGGAUUCAAGCUUGAGUUCUACUUCGAUACCAACCCUUAUUUCAAGAAUUCUGUCUUGACAAAGACGUAUCACAUGAUUGAUGAGGAUGAACCUAUUCUAGAGAAAGCCAUUGGGACGGAAAUUGAAUGGUAUCCUGGAAAAUGCUUGACGCAAAAGCUUCUUAAAAAGAAGCCUAAGAAGGGAUCAAAGAAUGCCAAGCCAAUUACCAAAACGGAAGAAUGUGAAAGCUUCUUCAACUUCUUCAAUCCUCCUCAAGUUCCUGAUGAUGAUGAAGACAUUGAUGAAGAUACAGCUGAGGAGCUGCAAAAUCAAAUGGAGCAAGAUUAUGACAUCGGGUCAACUAUUCGAGACAAGAUUAUUCCACACGCUGUGUCCUGGUUUACAGGAGAAGCUAUUCAGGGUGAUGAUCUUGAUAUAGAUGAUGAUGAUGAUGAUGAUAACGAAGACGAUGAUAUUGAUGAAGAUGAUGAUGAGGAUGAGGAAGAGGGUGAUGAGGAGGAAGAUGAUGAGGAUGAGGAUGAAGGAACUAAGACCAAAAGGAAGUCCUCUUCUCAGAAGAAGGGGGCAAAAACACAUGGAGAUGGGCAGCAAGGUGAGAGGCCUCCAGAAUGCAAGCAGCAGUAGAAUAUGAUGGCUGCUAUCCACAGAUGAGUGUCGAAGUUCGAAGCGUGUUCUAUAAGAUGUCACAGUUAGAAGAAAAGGGGCAAGGGAGGGUUUGCAGUUUUGAUGGUUAUUUAUUUUUACAUUUUUCAUGUUAUGCCAGGAACAUAGAUUGGUUUGAAGAAUCCUUCGUUUACCCUUUGUGGUUUGUUUCUAGUAAUGGUAAGUCUCAGAUGUGUUGGUAUUUUUGUUUUUUGAAGAAUGUUUCCAGAAACUCUGGAUUAUAUGUCCUGCCUCAGUGUUCUUCUUGUGGUAGACUUUUAUCAAUUAUUUAAUGGCCAGUCUGAUUACAGUUAUUUUUUAA